Geodia barretti is the source of this 631-nucleotide messenger RNA. The record is from the annotation of a GenBank genome assembly. NCBI's taxonomy places the organism in Eukaryota, Metazoa, Porifera, Demospongiae, Tetractinellida, Geodiidae.
GGCGUGGCUAGCGAACUUAGGUGCAGUUCGCCUCUUUGGUGUCCUUGUAGAAGAUGAACGAAUUUAUUGCUGAAGCCAAAAUUUUACACCAGGACUGCUGAAGCACAGGAAAUCAUGACAGUACUGCCACCAGAGGUAAACUGAUAAGCUACUAGCGAAACCGAGCGUAUUUAUCUAAUUGAUGCCCACCAACAACUUGGGGCAGGGGAGCGCAAGUUCGUCCGUGUACGUCCUGCUGAGUAAGGACCACCGCGUCUCGCGGAGUUUCCGGGCCACGUGGCACCUCAGAAGACUGCUGACCGGUCAGUCAUGGGCGGAGUCCAGUUCAGAUGACCUCAGUGUCCUCUCGGUUGUGGGUGGAGCUGGGGGCGUGUCCGCCAGGCCUGACGUCUUCUACAUAUGCCAGCAAUACAGUCUCGUCUUUGUUCUCGACAUGACACCGACCAUGGUCCAAGUGAGCAACCAGACGUGUCAGGUGAAGCUGAAUGAAGCAGUAGCAUCUCUGACUGCAUCUCUGAACCUCCUCACAAAACCAUUUUGCGUCCCUGGCAGCCAGGAACUACUGCAGCCUGAUCUCAUUGUGACAGUCAUGGCUUACUGCGGUAACCAUCCUGGCUGUGUGAAGGUAUGA